AUGGGCCGCUUUGCAUACAAAUACAGCCUGGAUGAGGUUGGGAAGGCCCUGGUUGCCGUGGGCGAGACACCGAACUGGCGAGUGAUCCAACAGUCACUUCAUCAGCACCGAUCUGUGAGGGCCCAGGCAUUUGUCAACGUUUGGACUUCCACUGGCACGGUCUUGGUACAGGGAGGUGGAGCGCCGGUGUUUGAGUGCGCUCUCAAGGAAGCCUUGGGAGAGAUCGGAGCACAGACAUCCGAAGAGGAGCACAUAGGUCUGCAGCUCUUUGUGGACGGCUCCUGCCCGGGCAACCGGCAUGCUGGCAAGCUGCCAACAGCAGCAGGCUGGGGCGUAGCUGUCUUCCGUGCCGGCGAGGGCGAGAGGGCAGCGACGUGGAAGCCAUUGCUGGACUUGUUUGGCCCUGUCGUGACCGACAGUUCGUCAGA
Symbiodinium necroappetens is the source of this 428-nucleotide messenger RNA. The record is from the annotation of a GenBank genome assembly. Lineage: Eukaryota; Dinophyceae; Suessiales; Symbiodiniaceae.